Molecule: messenger RNA, 1054 nt
Organism: Cornus florida
Lineage: Eukaryota; Viridiplantae; Streptophyta; Magnoliopsida; Cornales; Cornaceae
Product: peroxiredoxin-2F, mitochondrial
Exons: 5
Coding region: 173-772 (199 amino acids)
Biological process (GO): cell redox homeostasis; cellular response to oxidative stress; hydrogen peroxide catabolic process
Cellular component (GO): cytoplasm; mitochondrion
Molecular function (GO): thioredoxin peroxidase activity
Source: RefSeq, a predicted model, not a curated record
CAAUAUGGGUAUCCGAAUCACUUUGAUAGACCAACGUUACCGUCAUCGUCCAGUAGAUGUAGACCCAACAUUUGUAUGAGAAAAUGCUUGAAGCUGCACACAGAUUCAAAGAAGAAAAGAAUCAACAGAGUCGGUGAGAUAGAGGAGCUGAGAGUGUGAAAGUGAAUCAACAAUGGCCUCUGCAAUGUUGAAACGAGCUGCGACGAUGAAGUCAAUGGCCGGAAGUCUCCGAAUCGCAGCGGCGUCAAGGGCUUACGCCUCGGUUGCAGUGGGGACGGACCUAGUCUCGGCCGCACCCGAUGUUUCCCUCCAGAAGGCUCGAAGCUGGGACGAAGGUGUCUCCUCUAAGUUCUCCACAACCCCUCUCAAAGACAUCUUUAAGGACAAGAAAGUCGUUAUCUUUGGCCUCCCUGGUGCUUUCACAGGAGUUUGUUCGGCUCAACAUGUGCCAAGUUACAAGAAGAAUAUCGAUAAGUUCAAGGCCAAAGGAGUUGAUUCUGUAAUUUGUGUAGCUGUCAAUGAUCCAUAUGCCAUGAAUGGUUGGGCAGAGAAACUUGAAGCCAAAGAUGGUAUUGAAUUUUAUGGUGACUUUGAUGGCAAGUUCAACAAGAGCUUGGGUUUGGAAAUAGAUCUAUCUGCUGCUCUGCUUGGACCUCGCUCUCAUAGAUGGUCAGCAUAUGUGGUUGAUGGAAAGAUUAAAGUUCUUAAUGUGGAGGAAGCCCCAUCUGAGUUCAAAGUAUCUGGUGGGGAAGAAAUUUUGGGAAAAAUAUAAUGUUGUUUCAGUUUCUAUUACAGUGCAAGUUGCCAUGUAUUUGUAUCUGUUGGUACCUGUAGGAAGAGAGACUACACGAUUAAUAAGAUGACGAGACUGUUGCUGAUUUUUUUUUUUCCUCUGGAAAUUAAUGUUGCUGAAGUUAGCUUCAAUAAUGUUGUAAAUAAUGACAAUUCAUGGUGCCUUUGCUUUGAUAAUAGGAUUUACAGUAUAUUAAUAUGACUCGUAUCAACAUAAUUACUUUGACAAUCUUGAAUAUUAGUAUUCGAUUAUUCUGGUGCA